CGUCAUCUUCAUCCUCCCGGUCAUCUAUGCAUCAUCUACAUCCUUCAGGUCCUCUACGCGUCAUCUACGUGUCAUCUCCAUCCUCCCGGUCCUCUACGCGUCAUCUCCGGCCUCCCGGUCAUCUAUGCGUCAUCUACAUCCUCCAGGUCCUCUACGCGUCAUCUCCAUCCUCCCGGUCCUCUACGCGUCAUCUCCAUCCUCCCGGUCCUCUACGCGUCAUCUCCAUCCUCCCGGUCCUCUACACGUCAUCUUCAUCCUCCCGGUCAUCUAUGCAUCAUCUACAUCCUCCAGGUCCUCUACGCGUCAUCUACGUGUCAUCUCCAUCCUCCCGGUCCUCUACGCGUCAUCUCCGGCCUCCCGGUCAUCUACACGUCAUCUCCAUCCUUCCGGUCAUCUAUGCAUCAUCUAAAUCCUCCAGGUCCUCUACGCAUCAUCUACGUGUCAUCUCCAUCCUCCCGAUCCUCUCAUCUCCAUCCUCCAGGUCCUUUACAUGUCAUCUCCAUCCUCCUGAUCAUCUACAUGUCAUCUCCAUCCUCCCGAUGAUCUACACGUCCUCUACACGUCAUCUCAAUCCUCCCGGUCACCUACGCGUCAUCUCCGGCCUCCCGGUCACCUACGCGUCAUCUCCAUCCUCCCGGUCACCUACGCGUCAUCUCCAUCCUCCCGGUCACCUACGCGUCAUCUCCAUCCUCCCGGUCACCUACGCGUCAUCUCCAUCCUCCCGGUCCUCUACACGUCAUCUCCAUCCUCCCGGUCCUCUACACAUCACCUUCAUCCUCCCAGUCAUGUACACAUCUUCUCCAUCCUCCAGGUCAUCUACAAGUCAUCUCCAUCCUCUAGGUCAUCUACAAGUCAUCUCCAUCCUCCCGAUCAUCUACAGGUCAUCUCCAUCCUCCCGAUCAUCUACACAUCAUCUUUGGCCUCCUUGUCAUGCGCAGCAGAGGACGUCACAUGUACUAGUCUUAGUUUUGGAGCGCCCCACCCAUCUUGGAGAUGCUCAUGUUCUAGAACAGUGGUUCUCAACCUGGGGUACAUGUACCCCCAGGGGUACUUAGCAGUUCUCCAGGGGGUGCUUAAAAAAAAUCACCAAUGGCAGCCAUUGGUCUGGACCACUCUGAAAGAAAUGGUAGGCUGACAUCACUGCACCGAGGAGUGGAGCAGGAGGACAACCUAGGUCCCCAGACCAGAGGAGCAGUGGGGCACCAAAGCGGGACUGUAUGGUGGCCUACAACUAUAUAUGGGGGCACAGAGGGGGGCCUACCAACUUUAUGGGGACACAAAGUGGGUACUAUUACUGCGUGUGACAAUAAACAUGGGGAGUUUGUAAAUAGAUGGGUAAUGUAUUGCAGAAAGGAGCCUAAAAUGUUUGUUUGGCUUGUUCUUUGGAGAAGUCUUGUAUGGGAGAAAUCUUUAUAGCAGUCUAGGGCAGGUAGUGAAGAAAAGAAAGCAACUCAGGUAAGAGAAGACAUCACCUGUAAAUCGGGGGUGGGGGGUGCUGAGGAGAUAGGGAGAGGAACAAGGGAAAAACUGUAAAAAACGCAAUGCACUAUAUUUAUCAGUGGGUAUGUAGUUUAAAGUGCUGCUUUAUAGAGCAACUCACAAAUAACGUAUUCAAUUUGCAUCUUUGCCUUCUCUUCUUCAUCUGGUCCGGGCCAUCAUCACAAUUUCUUCCACCCACAAUUCUUCACCGUCAAACCUGCAAAACAAACCUAUUAGGCUCCGCACUUUUUUUUUUUUUUUACAUGGGUGACAGAGGGGUGUAGAGGAGUGUACAUGGGUGACAGGGGUGUAGAGGAGUGUACAGAGGGGUGUAGAGGAGUGUACAUGGGUGACAGGGGUGUAGAGAAGUGUACAUGGGUGACAGAUGGAUGUACAUGGGUGACAGAGGGGUAUAGAGGAGUAUACAUGGGUGACAGAGGGGUGUAGAGGAGUGUACAUGGGUGACAGAGGGGUGUGGAGGAGUGUACAGAGGAGUGUACAUGGGUGACAGAGGGGUGUGGAGGAGUGUACAGAGGGGUGUAGAGGAGUGUACAGAGGGGUGUAGAGGAGUAUACAUGGGUGACAGGGGGGUAUAGAGGAGUGUACAUGUGUGACAGAUGGGUGUACAUGGGUGACAGAGGGGUGUAGAGGAGCGUACAGAGGGGUGUAGGGAGGUGUACAAGGGUGACAGAUGGGUAUAGAGGAGUGUGCAUGGGUGAAAGAGUGGUAUAGAGGAGUAUACAUGGGUGACAGAGGGGUGUAGAGGAGUGUACAUGGGUGA
Messenger RNA from Hyla sarda, 2260 nucleotides. RefSeq lists its product as uncharacterized. Lineage: Eukaryota; Metazoa; Chordata; Amphibia; Anura; Hylidae. The coding region runs from base 27 to 1055 and encodes 342 amino acids. The record is from RefSeq and is a predicted model, not a curated record. The transcript is spliced from 2 exons.